This is a messenger RNA of Merops nubicus (carmine bee-eater), 854 nucleotides long. RefSeq names its product centrosomal protein 83kDa (gene CEP83). Gene Ontology annotation, cellular component: centrosome. The record is from RefSeq and is a predicted model, not a curated record. The transcript is spliced from 6 exons. Lineage: Eukaryota; Metazoa; Chordata; Aves; Coraciiformes; Meropidae. The annotation marks the transcript as partial.
CAUCAAAAUGAAGAACAUGCACGUAUUUUAGAAGAGAAGAAAAUCAUAUAUGAGGCUGAGGUUGCAAGGCUGAAUAAAGAUAAAGAAGAGCUCCGUAACCAGCUGCUUAGUGUUGAUCCUACGAGGGACAGUAAACGUGUGGAGGCACUCUCUAGAGAAAAGGCACAACUGCAUCAGAAAUUAAAAAGCUUAGAAGCAGAAAUAGCAGAACUAAGAGCAGAGAGACACAAUUAUGCUGUGCAAGCAGAAAAUGUCCAAAGAGUACAAGUACGACAGUUAGCUGAGAUGCAGGCUGUGGCAAGGUCUCUAGAGGCAGAAAAGAAGUCUGCUGAACUACAGAUUGAUCGAUUAGAGAAAGAACUGCAGAUGAGUCGUGAACAAAACAUUCUUUUAACUGGAAAACUUCACAAAUCUGAACGAGAAGUUAUCUCCCUAGCUGCUAAAGUAGAAGAACUUCAGCAUUCACAUAAAUUGGAAGUAAUGAAUGUCAAACUGGAGGCAGCAAGAACAAAGAGUGAGAUAGAAAGAGAGAGAAACAAGAUUCAAAGUGAAAUGGAUGGAUUGCUGUUAGACAAGAAAAUUCUUAAGGCAGCUGUUGAACGUCAUAAGGUGCUUUUAGUAGAAAAGGAUCGGGAGCUAAUUCAUAAAGUGCAAGCUGCCAAAGAGGAAGUUUUUGAAAAAAUUGCAGCCUUACAGGAUGAAAAGUCAGAAAUCGAGAACCGAUUAGCUGAUCUAGAGAAGAUUAAAGUGGAACAAGAUACUCAGAGACAAUCUGAAAAAGAUCAGUAUGAAGAGAAACUACGUGUUUUACAGAUGGCAGAAGAAUCUAGCAAAAAGGAACUUCAGCGUUUGCG